AUGGCACCCAUCGCACUCGAGGAACCCAAUGUUGCCGAGAACUUCAACGACCACAAAGACGGUCUCGCCCUUGAGGCAACCUCCGACGACAUCGACAACGUCAACGUCCUCAAAGCCGCUUUGAAAGUAAAGAAUGGCACCGCCACCCAAGAAGAAAAGGACAUUUACGAAUCCUCCAAAUUCGACGCCGAAAAGGACAAGGCGCAAUUCCGCAACUACGAAGACGCCUGUGACCGCGUCAAGAAUUUCUACAGAGAGCAGCAUGAGAAGCAAACGGUUGCUUACAAUUUGAGAGCCCGUAACCGUUUCCACAGCAAGACUCGUGCCGAGAUGAGCAUCUGGGAGGCUAUGGAGAGACUUAACACCUUGAUUGAUGAGUCUGAUCCUGAUACUUCAUUGUCGCAGAUCGAGCAUUUGCUUCAAUCUGCCGAGGCCAUUCGCCGCGAUGGCAAACCCCGCUGGUUCCAACUCACAGGUCUGAUCCACGAUCUGGGCAAAUUGCUCUUCUUCUUCGACGCAGAGGGUCAGUGGGAUGUCGUCGGCGACACCUUUGUCGUGGGCUGCAAAUUCGACGAGCGCAUCAUUUACCCAGGCACUUUUGCCAACAACCCGGACAGCAAAGAUCCCAUCUACAGCACUGAGCACGGCAUCUACACUCCCGGCUGUGGACUCGACAAUGUAAUGAUCAGCUGGGGCCACGACGAAUACCUUUAUCACGUCGUCAAGGAUCAAAGCACUCUUCCCGACGAAGCUCUGGCUAUGAUCCGCUACCACAGCUUCUACCCUUGGCACAAGGAAGGUGCUUACCGCUGGAUGAUGAACGAAAAAGAUGAAAAGAUGUUGGCUGCCGUCAAGGCAUUCAACCCUUAUGAUCUUUACUCCAAGUCUGACGAUGUGCCCAAGGUUGAGGACUUGAAGGAGUACUAUCUCGAGUUGAUAGAUGAAUUCUUCCCCAAGAGAGUCAUCAGAUGGUAG
This is a messenger RNA of Aureobasidium namibiae CBS 147.97, 975 nucleotides long. RefSeq names its product inositol oxygenase 1. The transcript has a single exon. Gene Ontology annotation, cellular component: cytoplasm. Bases 1 to 975 code for a protein of 324 amino acids. Gene Ontology annotation, biological process: inositol catabolic process. Lineage: Eukaryota; Fungi; Ascomycota; Dothideomycetes; Dothideales; Saccotheciaceae. Gene Ontology annotation, molecular function: iron ion binding; inositol oxygenase activity. The record is from RefSeq and is a predicted model, not a curated record.